UGUCCUAAAAUAGAAGGGCCUUUCCAUCUGUCAGGCUGAAGUCAGCCUUGUGGAACACAAGUCUGGGAACACAAAAUCAACCCACCAGGCACAGGGAAAAACAGAAAGGCAAGGAAAGAGAAAUUUCUUCAAACACUGGCUGCAUUCUCCUACCAGCACCUAUUGUCCACUUGUCUAAUUUUUUACUUUGAGAGGGUUGAUUUUUAAAAUAAUAAAAAAAAAUAUUCAGAUUCAUUUGGAAGCAAAUCAACGAUGAAACUGAGUGUGGGGAUAUUUUUUGGAGGCUUCUUCGGGGCGCUGGGAGUUUUGCUCUUUUUGGUGGCCUUUGGGACAGAUUACUGGCUUCUUGCUACAGAAGUUGGAAGAUGUUCAGAAGGUCCAAACAAUACCACGGAGGAGAAGGUCACUUUCCACCAUGAAGGUUUCUUCUGGAGGUGCUGGUUUGCUGGAGAUGUAGAAGAGGACACUAACAAUAUUUGGAAAUUCUGGUACACCAAUCAAUCGCCGUCUAAGAAUUGCACACAUGCCUACCUUUCUCCAUUUCCUUUUAUCCGAGAUGAACACAACUCAACCUCCUAUGACUCUGCAAUCAUUUAUCGUGGUAUCUGGACUGUGCUCAUGCUCCUGGGGGUGAUCACUGUUCUGGUGGCCAGCUUCUUCAUCAUCUGUGCAGCUCCCUUUGCCAGCCAUAUUCUAUACAAAGCAGGAGGAGGCAUUUUCAUCGCUGCAGGCAUCUUGUUUUCACUGGUGGUCGUGAUGUAUGUCAUCUGGGUCCAGGCAAUGGCUGAUCUGGAAAACUACAUGAAUAUGAAAAAAAUUGAUUGCCCAGACUUCGUUGCUUAUGUGCACUAUGGCUGGUCUUUCAUACUGGCUCCUAUAGGAAUAUUUUUUGCUUUGUUUGCAGGAAUGCUCUUCCUAUUAGUAGGGCGUACUAUUCAACUGCACUCUGACUUAUCACACAUCUAAUAAUUGGUGUACUGGGAUUGUGAUAAAACUUUUAAACUGGAACACAAAUUAUGUACAUUAUUGCCAUUACUACUAUAUAGCAUUUGUAGAGGCACUUCCAGAAUUGCUUAAGUUACAUGUUUAAUUGAGACGUUCCUAUGGGACAUAAAACUCACUAUAGGAAAAAAAUAACUUUCAUUCCUAUCCAAUUUCUUUAAGUUCUUUAGGUACUACAUGGAAUGGUUCUCCACAUAACAUUAGUUGCAGCAUUAGAUCUCCCUGCAAACACAGGAGGGCAAAAAACCACCAACAACAUAAAAAUGGGUCAAAUCUGGAUUUUCUACGUUUGUCUUAGCCAUUUACUUUGUGCCACUGUCAAAAAAGUCCUUGUGGAGAAUGGUAAAGACAGAGGAAAACAAGUGUUCAACAGGGUAAUUUAAUCCACCUCCUCUCCCCCUUUCCAAAACUUUCCUUUGCUUUAAUAUGAACAAACACUUCUGCACUUAAAAAUAGAGUACAGUUGUUCAUGCAGUAUCCACAUGAACUGGGCAGUAGAGAAGAUGAUUCCAGUGAAUAAUGAUUUGGGGCUAGUAUCUACAUGUAAUAGCUUAAAUGUCAACAUGAUAUGUUUUGCUGCUAUGUAAACAUUUGAAAGCUGUAUUCUUCUAUAUUCUGAAAUCUGUGUUCUUUCGUUGCAUGGUUCUGUAAGCCAAAAUAAUAUAGUUAAACUACUAACUAAAGGUAUGCCAAAAUUAUAUAAUAAAACAUAUGGUGUAGAUUUUUUAUAUCAAGUUUUUACCUGGACAUUUUGUAGGUAUGUUUGAUGAUUGGCUUUUUCAAACAUUAUCUGUGAUUUACAUACUUUAAAUAGUGAAAAAUUGCUGUAUAAUGAGAUUUUUAAUUAAAAAUGUUUAUUAUGAAUAUAAAGUGCACGAACAUGUAAUUCUUCUGCAGCCCUCAAUUUUCUAAAUAUUUGUAUAUGAAAUCUACAACAUGAUAGACCAAAUCCUGCUUGCCUGCAAAUAGUCCCAAUGAAAGCAAUGAGACUACUCCAGUGAGGAGGGAAGCAGGAUUUGGACCUACAUUGUGUAACUGGAGAUAACUGCUGUGUGUGUUUGUGCCUGCGUGCAUGAGUGUAGGUGCUUGUAUUCCUAGAGUGGAGGGGGUAGAGUUCUAAUAUUAGGGAAAGUUCUUUUGCUUGAUACUAGUUCUGGUUGAAAUUCAACCCGAGAGCAUGGGUAGAAUUUGCACUUUGUAACUCAGUGCAAAGAAGUCUUGGAUUGAUGGAGAAACAUAAAGAUUAUAUGUUGGUUUCUUCUAGUACCCAGUGCUUCAUUCCACAGCGGUUAUGAGUACUAAUGGCAUCUCUAACUGGCAGGAAAGCAGUGACCUCUUAGAAGAUGUGGUGAGAUAGAUUGUCUGUUGCUUCCAGUCCAGCAGCAAUCCAAAUUAACUCCCCACCCCUUGCAGAUACAAUACCCCUUGUAUUAUGAUCCUGUCCUGAAUUACAUGAUCAUAUGCUGUUUCUCAAAUAAUGCAGAAUGUCCUCUUUUUUUCUCUAUAACCUUAGAUAUUCAAUGGCAAUUGUGUGAGUCAAUUUGAUGAUCAAAAACUAUUUGACUAGAAAACAUUGGCAAGCCCUAUCCAACGCUCCUCAGGAGGGAAUCCUUCUCCACAACCCCUUAGGAGGUCAGCAGGGGGUGACACACUUCCCUGCAACCCUUAGAAGCUGUGGUGUGCUGAGAAGCCUCAGAGCUGGGCUCCUUCCUGCAAACCUUACAAUGUGUGCAACAGCAACUAAUAGAUUCUUCAAGGAAUGAGCCAAAGGCUCCUGUGGAGCCCUUAAUUCAGCCUAUGUGCAUUUUUAGAACUCUUUCUAUUAUGCAGCUAAAUUGGCUAGCUACCUACGUGCAAUUUAGCUUUCCUUAAUGGUGCACUUUGGGCCAGACUGUGGCAUAAACUAAAUAGGAGGAUAAAAGAGAGAUGUACAAUAUGUCGUUCCCAUACCGUUCACUUGGAAAUUCAGUGAUGCCUUUUUACUGAACUAUGGAAUCUUGCCUUUCUUUGAAUGGAUUAUGUCACUCACAUCUCAACAGCAUGCUAAUUUUUAGUAAAGGCUUGAAUAUUCCAUUUAGCUGGUUACCCUCACUUUCUAGCCUGUACUAAAUGGCUGAGACUCGGGACAUUUUCACUCAAAUUCACACUUUGGAAUUAUUCUACCAUUGUGAUGUAGCAAUUACUUUAAUUUCCAUCAUCUUUUCUGCUCUUAUGGCAGAACUCAGGUGGCACAGAGCAGAAUGGUGCCUUUUUUUGUGGAAACCCAUUUUUCUCAUUUAUUCAAAGUACAGUAGUCAGAUUAUGGGAUCUUUUGUUUAGACAUCAUGGGCUAGAUCCUCAUCUGGUGUAAAACAGCAGAGCUUCACUGAUCUUAAUAGAGCUCUGAUGUUUUGCACCAGAUCAGGAUCUAAUUUGGUUGUUUGGUUCUACUGUCGGUUGGGUAGUCUCUCCAAUUUCCAUAAAAAAACAUGGGGGGCAGAUUGUCACUACAAGCCCAGGCAACAGCUAGUCGCUGCCUUACACCUGUCAUGCGGGCUACUUGGACUAGUUGUGUUGAGAGGGGCUUUGUUUACACACACUCACAAUACGGCAGCCGGUGCAGCUGAGCCAUUGGGCAGAAUGUUAUGAUAUGCUGCUGUUGUAGACCAGCAGUAAAGGGGGGGAAGAAGGGUGGGAAUGGUGCCCAGAGGUGCUGUUUCCUGAUGCGUCAAGCUGUGCCUAAACGCCUUUGGUACUUUGGUUUUCAAUACAUUUAAUUACAGAGAAACGGCCUUUUAAGUACUCCAGGAAGGGCAGGCUAGCUAGAGAGUCUUGCUCUGUGGUAUUCUUCAGAUUUAAGGUUUAUCUAGAAACACUGGUGGUGACACCACUAUUUUCGCGAUUAGAGCACAGUAAAAGAUUUUUUAAAAUGGUUAAAUGCUUUAAUCUAAAUAUCUGGUGAAAUUCAUCAAAUGAAUGUUUCCCAACUGUAUCUCUAUUUUAAUUGACCUUGCAGCUGACCAGUCUGUGGGAAAUAGUAAGAAAAAAAUGUUUAUCGACUAAUUUAUUUGGAAAAAGAUUGUGAAAGGGGACGAAUAAAUAAUAACAAAUA
This is a messenger RNA of Chrysemys picta bellii (western painted turtle), 4093 nucleotides long. RefSeq names its product transmembrane protein 182 (gene TMEM182). NCBI's taxonomy places the organism in Eukaryota, Metazoa, Chordata, Testudines, Emydidae. The record is from RefSeq and is a predicted model, not a curated record. Gene Ontology annotation, cellular component: membrane.